AUGGUGAUAAGUGAAAAAUGGAAUAUUUAUAGAGAUGAUAAUCUUGGGAGGGCCAGACAUGUGAAGGAAAAAAUAUUGGAUGAUUGUUUUUGGGAUUCAGUUGAUUACAUACUUGCAUUCACUGCUACAAUUUAUGAUAUGAUCAAAGCUUGUGACACUGAUAGAGCUUGUCUUCACUUGAUAUAUGAUAUGUGGGGUGCAAUGAUUGUGAAAGUGAAGAAAGCUAUAUACCAUAAAGAGGGGAAGAGGAUGGAAGAGAGCUCCUCUUUUUAUGAUGUGGUGCAUUGCAUUCUUGUGGAUCGUUGGACAAAAAACUCAACUCCACUACACUGUUUGGCACUUGCUUUGAAUCCCAAAUACUAUAGUCAACAAUGGCUUCAGGAAGAUUCUAAUCGAGUUCCUCCACACAUGGAUUUAGAGCUUACUCAAGAGCGACAAAAAUGUUUAAGGAUAUUCUUUCCUAGCAUGGAGGACCGAAGCCGGAUUAGUUUGGAGUAUGCAGAUUUUAUUAGCAAUAGUGGAACCUUUGGCGAUUUUGAUGCCAUCAAUACUCAAUACACUAUGGAUCUGAAAUCUUGGUGGCUACUUUAUGGUACCUUUACACCGAUGCUUCAAAAAAUAGCAUUGAGACUUGUGCAACAACCCUCCUCUUCAUCAUGUGCUGAACGCAAUUGGUGUACUUAUUCUUUUGUGCAUUCAAUCAAGAGGAAUAAAAUCACUCCAAAACGCGUUGAAGACUUGGUUUAUGUGCAUAGCAAUCUUCGACUCUUAUCAAGAAAGACUCCUAGUUAUGCACAAGGAGCAAAUCAAAUGUGGGAUAUUGCUGGAGAUACAUUUGAUUCACUUGAUGAUAUUGGACAUCUUCAAUUUGCUAGCCUUUCACUUGAUGAGCCAGAGAUAGAGGCCAUGAUUAUUCAAGAUGGAGAUGAAAAUAAUUGA
This is a messenger RNA of Gastrolobium bilobum, 939 nucleotides long. RefSeq lists its product as uncharacterized. Gene Ontology annotation, molecular function: protein dimerization activity. The coding region runs from base 1 to 939 and encodes 312 amino acids. The record is from RefSeq and is a predicted model, not a curated record. The transcript is spliced from 2 exons. Lineage: Eukaryota; Viridiplantae; Streptophyta; Magnoliopsida; Fabales; Fabaceae.